This is a messenger RNA of Klebsormidium nitens, 4686 nucleotides long. NCBI's taxonomy places the organism in Eukaryota, Viridiplantae, Streptophyta, Klebsormidiophyceae, Klebsormidiales, Klebsormidiaceae. The record is from the annotation of a GenBank genome assembly.
GACAGUUUGAGAGGAGAGAAAAGCCAUUGAAGAACCAGGGAUUGAGCGCAAAAGAAGGGUGGACUGCAGCCACAUGAGCGUCUGAUUGCGUGAUUUCUUGUGUGUCCUUCAAGGGGACUCGAAUUGGUUAUUUAUGGGGGCUGAGGGGAGCUGCCGAAGGACAUAUGUACUGGAAGACAUCCGUGGAAAGCAGGCAUUCGUACAUUGUUUUGCUUCGGAGUCCUUCUUGAGGCACGGCCCCUGAUUUUGUAAGCAAAACGGCGCCCCAGCCUUUUGGUCAGCCACGUUCAAAAUUUUCCUAGUAGCCCUUCUGAACUCAGUAUGGACGCCCCUUCUGAAGCCCCCACCGCUCACUCCUCGGUGCUCCGCUCUGCCACUCUAGCGUCCGUCACCCUUCUUCUGGACGCAAAGAACCUCUGCGAGCUAGUGGGUUGUUCCGAGGAGCCCGGAGGCGAACAGACGGCCACGGGAGAAGGCGUUGGGAAAGGAAGUGGUCUGUUGCAGAAUGGCUGCUCAGCUGGUUCUCCGGAAGAAGCAAGCAGGGAGGGGCACCCGGGAGCGGAACUCUUCGACAGUGCCUCUAUGGUAAAGUCAGGGGAGAGGGAGGAAGACUUGGGUGCCGGCUCAAGCGAACGGAGCAACGGAAGUGGCCAGUCUCCAAAGGGGGCUAAUGAAGCCAGGGACGAAGAAAAUGUUGACAGCUUGCGGAUGCGGACUGCCAGCUGUCAGGGGGGCGCUGCUCUUGCGCUGCGACUUGUGGAGAGGCUUCUGGUAGAGGCGGUUUCGCCAGACUGGCGGGAGCCACCGACGGGGCCUUCGGAAUUGGGCAAUUUGGAGGGGGGGGGAGUUCGGAUGGUCAGCAGACUUGUUUUGGACGGUGGGCAGAUUCGGACAGGGGACGUGCUAGACACCCUGGGAAAGUCCAGGGGGCCUGUGCUGAGUUGUGAGCAGUUGCUCGAGCUUGUGUGUGUUCAUUGUGUGCUCGUUUCAUUUCUGCGACGAGCUGAUUCUGGGUCGGGGAAGAAAGCGAAGGCCGAAAGAGGGGGGGAAGGUGCAUCCCACUCGGGCGCCAGUUCCGACAUCGGUUUCGGGCUGACUACGCUUCUUGGUGUCUUGGACUACGUAGAGCCAAGCUGUGGUGCACCGUCGUUUGUUCGCCCUGUUCAGCUCAAUGCCGGUGCGCAAUUGGCUAUGAUUCACGCCUUGAGUCUGGCAAGAGGAUACUUAGAGGUCCCAUCAAGAAGUGCAGAGGCGGCUGAAGUACAGGGGGCGGCGUUGCAGGAUGUGGGUGGGCUUGCGCAGAGAGCGGUGGGGCUGUUCAAGGGCAGUUGUUUGUCUGCGCUCGAAUUGGCCGGGUUUCACACACCGACUACUGACGGCGAAGCAAAGUCGGCGGAGGAAGGGGAGCUCUUGCACUCAAUGCCUGCAGCCUUGGCGCUAGCUAGGGCUCUGAGCGUAACUUCAGCGGACCUUGCAGCUGUUGUGGCCGGACCGGUAAAUAUUGGAACGCCUGAGGCAAGUUUGGAGGAGUUAGAGGGGGUGAAAAUGGGUAAGGCCCCAGCCGGGGAGGAAGGGGUGAAGGGUGUCACUUUUUGGAGGUCGAGCCUGCAGCUGGCGGCGCUGACCGCCCUCUCUGAUGUGUGUCAGUGGCUCGCAAGCCACUCCGAAAGUUCCAGAACCCAAGUCGAGUCAACCGAGAGAAGGGGCCCCGAUGGCGUGACAGAAGACGAAUCUGAGAAUCUGUCAGACAGUCUGGCUCCAGACAAGCAGGGCGCUCAGAGUGCGGCAGAAGUGGACGGUUUGGUGGCCGGCUGUCUUACCCCAGAUGAGAGCGCUGCGGCGUUUCUAGUCGCUCGGGAACUGGUUGGAGUGGACGCUGCAGUUGAGGAUCUGGGGCUCGAGGGGGUCCCUAACCCGCUGGGUCAGCUGCUGGUUUACAUAACUGUGAUCCUGCGGUUGGAGAUGGAAGCCGGACUGGAGACGCUGCUCCUGGCAGCUUUCUGUGGGCUCCUCACGUCCCUGGUUCGUCUGUACUCCACGAGUCACCCUUCGGAUGGGGCCGUCCGCCUGGCGACAGGUGUCGCACGUGGAUUGGUUGCGAGCUUCGACGUCCCGGCAGGUGCCCCGCUGCAGUCCCUCGUAACGCUCGGCCUCGAGUACAGUCCUCUGGAGGUCGCGGUGUCAUGGGCCGCGAGCGCAGUCAGCGACUGCCUGGAAACGGCGACCCGACUCGUAGAGGAUCGUAACAUUAGCGGGCUGGAGUCUUUGGAAAGAGAAGAGCGGGGUUACUGUGAAACGGAAUCAGCGGGAUUGCCCAUGGGUGCAGGGGAAGGGGGGCUUGAGGGGGUAACGGCGGUUCCGGUUGGGGGGGGCACGAAGCCAGAGGAGUUACCCCCUCAGAAGAGCCCUGACUGUGAGGAGGCGAUGCUGAGCUGGGUCGAGAAUGGCGGGCUGAAAACCGAGGUGCCGGAACUGGAAGAAGAGGCGGGGGGGGUGAUGGAUGGGAGUGAUUCUGCCCCCCCGGUUGUGCAUUUGGCGUCGAACGGAUGUAGGGAUCAGAUUUUAGACUUGGCGCUCGAGUUCCUAGUUCGGACCGUAGAAAGGGGGGCCGGUUCUAACAGAGAUGGCAGUGGGCACAUGGGGAAAGGACACUUGGCAGAGGACGAAGGGGGAUACGUGGAGCUGGGCCUGGAGCCGCUCACGCAGAUCAUUGGCGCGUUUACGGCGGUCUGCGAUGCUGACGUGGCAGUCGAGCUGCGAGAAACGGGGGCCGGGGGCCUCCUAGAUGAGCGGCAGGGUCUGCGGGUUCUGCGUGGGUUGUGCGCGGCAUUGAGUCCCGUCGAGGAAGGCGUUCUGUGGCUCUCGGAUCUGUGUGAGAAUGCGCUUUCGGAGGUCGGCAGGGCAGAAGAAGUGGAUGGUUCGAAAGGGACCGGCUUGUGGUCGUCGGAACUGCGCAGCAGGGAGAAGCCUGCUUCGGGGGGGUCAGACGGGAGUGAGAAGAAUCCCCCCCUUGCACAGAAGCCCGCUGAAGUUGAGAUGCUUAUGUGCGUCUCAGAAGGGGGUCUGGGAGAAAGUCCCUCCAACAGAACAGGAACGGCAGGAAGUACUUCGAUCGACGGGAGCGAACGGAGCAACCCUGACGCGGAGGUUGCGGGAGAAGAGCCAGCGGCUAUGGUGGCAGCGAAGACGGCGCACGGAGACGGCACGGGGGCGGAAAAGCCGGACGCUUCGCAAGUCGAGGCGGCGGCGGAGCUCGUGCGGUUGGGGGCCGCGAUGCACUGCGCUGCAGAGAGGCUGGUGGAAAGGAAACGGGGACAGUGGAGUGCGGUGGCACAAGACAAGGUGCUACAAGCAACUUUAGUGCGGUUCCGACAUCAGUUGGAAGGUUUGAUGGCCGCCUACGAGGCCUGCCGAGAAACCUGUGCACCUACCGGUCUGCUUGACUGCUUAGCCCCGUUGUGCGAGGACUUGCGGCAAGCAGGGUUUAGGGUUUCCGAUAACUGCCGCGUGCUAACGACGGACGUUCGGACAGUCUUUCCGACUACGGACGCCUACGAAAGCGGUCGGGAAGAAGCGGCCGACUUGACGUGCGCCGGUGGGCUCGAAGGUGUUGACGAAGACGAGCGAACAUUGUCCGGAGAUGGGGCUUUGGAUGCACGUCUCUGUUCGGACGCGGAGAAAAAGGGUUUGGACGCAGCGAGAAAGGAACCGGACUCAGACGAAGUGGGUUCGGAGGUUGAGGAACGGGGUUCGGACGCAAAAGGUGUGGACUCGGAUUCGAACGGUGCCGAAGCCCCUACGGAAUCCGUUCCGCGGACGCGUUCCGGACGGAAGAGCGCGGCACCGUCGGCGUGGUGGGCGGUUGUCGACCAGGAGAAGGGCAAGGAGGAGAGGGGCGCCAAGAGGAAGGCGUCCGAGAGCGUCCGAAAACGGGAGAGCGCGUCCGAAAAGCGUCCGAAAGUGGCCCCGGGCGUGGAGGUAACGCUGGUGGAGCAGGGCGGCGAGAUGGCGGAGAUUGAUCUGGAAGAGGAGGAGCGACGGAACGACCGGCGCUCCAAACGGCGGCGGAAGAUGCUCGCGGUCAAGAAGCGCAAAGCGGCGGCGCGCGGCCCGAGUGGGAACAAGUUCGUCGCGUACGCGCUCGAGGAGCAGAUGCUCGACUCGGAGUCGGAGUGGGACAGCGACGAGUACUCAGACAUGGAGGAUUUUAUCGCGCUCGAGAACGAGGAAGUCGACUUCAAAACGAUGCCGCUUGCGACGAUCACUCCGUACGUCCCUUACGAGGAGCCGGAAGAAGAGGCGGCGGCACUGCCGGAGGCCCAGGAGGGCGUUGCAUAGGGCGUAAAGUCGGCCGGGUGACAGCGUUUCUACGCUGUCACCCAGCUUUGGGUUAUCUCGAACUAGUGCAUAGAGUUUUUCCUCAAUAGAAACUGUCUGCGGGCAGAAUAGUGUGUAAAGCACUCGAAUCCGCAGAAGUGAGACGAAAGGGGGACGUAGUGUCGCAAGCUGGUUUGUGCGAUUUGCAUGCCUUGGGAUUCAUAAACCCUCGGUGUAUUGCUCACGUGCUUCCGGCCGCGCACCAGCACAUGCAUGUGGCGUCAUGCUGCAGACAGUGGCACCACAAAGUGACGCCACACAGAUUUGUACGAUGUUAUAUCAACUAUUCGUACCUGCAUUGCAUGAUCG